Molecule: messenger RNA, 3801 nt
Organism: Aspergillus versicolor CBS 583.65
Lineage: Eukaryota; Fungi; Ascomycota; Eurotiomycetes; Eurotiales; Aspergillaceae
Exons: 3
Coding region: 1-3801 (1266 amino acids)
Biological process (GO): transmembrane transport
Cellular component (GO): membrane
Molecular function (GO): ABC-type transporter activity; ATP binding; ATP hydrolysis activity
Source: RefSeq, a predicted model, not a curated record
AUGGACAAGGAGAUCAAAAAUGGUGGAGAUGGCAAGGGCAUUGAAGAUAUCCUCGAGCGGCAGAUUCGCAUGCCCACGCCCAAAGUCGGAUACUUCCAGAUCUAUCGCUAUGCGUCACGCUGGGACUGGGCGCUGCUUGUACUGGGGGGUCUAUGUGCAAUCGGGGGAGGGGCAGCUUUGCCUCUAUUCACAGUCUUCUUCGGCAACAUCACAUCCACAUUCCGCGAGGUGGCCACCUACGCCAUGAGCUACGACCACUUCUACGACAUCCUGACCAAAAACGUCAAGUACUUUAUCUACCUAGGCGUCGGCGAGUUCCUGACCAUCGGCACCGCGACCUUCGCCUUCGUGCACACCGGCAACACCGUCACGCAGAAGAUCCGCGUGCGGUACCUGCAGGCCAUCCUGCAGCAGAACAUCGCCUUCUUCGACUCCCUGGGCGCCGGCGAGAUCACGACGCGCAUCUCCGGCGACAUGCACCUCAUCCAGGACGGGAUUUCCGAGAAGGCCAGUCUCGUCCUAGCCGGUGUCUCCAGCUUCGUCACGGCGUUCAUCAUCGCGUUCGUCAAAUACUGGAAACUAGCACUCAUUUCAACAUCCACUCUCGGCGCGCUGCUGAUCAUCAUGGGCAUCGGCUCGACCGUCUCCGUGAUAUACAGCAAGCGGUCCAUAGAAUGCUACGGCAAGGGCGGCAGCAUCGCAGACAACGUACUCAACUCGAUCCGCACAGUGGUCGCAUUCGGGGCGCAGGAAGCCCUGGCAAGGAAAUACGAGAGCCAUCUGCGCGAAGCAGAGAAAUUCGGGCGCAUUGUGCAGAUGACAUUCGCGCUCGUCAUCGGCGGGAUCCUAGGGGUUAUGUAUCUCAACUACGGGCUGGGCCUGUGGAUGGGGUCAAGGUUUCUGGUCAGCGACUCGGCGAAUGUCCAGCCCGGGGAUAUCUUGACGAUUAUGAUGUCUAUCAUCCUGGGUUCGUAUGCGCUGGGCAAUGUGGCGCCAAACAUCCAGGCCUUUUCGGAUGCAGUCGCUGCAGCGACUAAGAUAUUUGGCACGAUAGACAGGGAGUCACCACUGAACCCCUUUUCCACGGGUGGACAGCGCCUGUCGACAGUAACAGGGGAGCUGGAGUUUAAGAACAUCCGGCACGCAUACCCAUCACGUCCGGAAGUCACCGUCAUGGAAAAGUUCAACUUGCACAUCCCCGCCGGCAAAACAACAGCCUUCGUCGGUCCAUCAGGGUCAGGGAAGAGCACAAUCAUCGGACUGCUGGAGCGGUUCUACAGCCCCGUAGCCGGCGACGUGCUUCUAGACGGCCACGACAUCGAGUCACUGAAUCUUCAAUGGCUGAGACAGCAGAUCUCGCUCGUCUCGCAAGAACCGCAGCUCUUCACGGCGACCAUCUACGAGAAUAUCAAUUACGGACUGAUCGGGUCCGAGUUCGAGAACGAGUCUGCCGAGCAGAUCCGAACGCGCAUUAUCAAGGCUGCCCAGAUUGCGGACGCGCAUGACUUCGUCUCUGCCCUUCCGGAGAAAUAUGAGACGAAUAUCGGUACCCUGGCGCUUUCAGGCGGCCAGAAGCAGCGGAUUGCCAUUGCGCGUGCGAUCGUUAAAGAGCCCAAGAUCCUCCUCCUGGACGAAGCGACGUCUGCGCUGGAUACAAAGUCUGAAGGGCUGGUUCAGGCAGCGCUAGACCGGGCAGCGAAGGGGCGCACGACGAUAGUCAUAGCACAUCGACUGUCGACUAUCAAGACGGCGCAUAACAUCGUGGUGAUGAUGGGUGGCAAGAUCGCGGAACAGGGGACGCACGCGCAGUUACUGGAGACUGGAGGGGUGUAUUCCAGUCUUGUGCAGGCGCAGAGCAUCAAAGACAGCGCUCCGCAAGGCGAGGGAGACGAGGAGCUGGCGACGCUUUGGUUUGAAGAUAACGAUGCCGAGUCGGACUAUUUCACGGCGGAUUCGAUGGACUCGCCGCUCACGCCGUAUAAGCGGCAGAGCGUGCUGACCUUGGGUGGAGGACAGAUCAAGGAAAAGAGGUUCACUGUCCCGACGCUUAUCAAAUUCAUUGCCAGCUUCAACAGGCCGGAGAGGUUCAUCAUGGGUGUUGGGCUGGUGCUGUCCCUGUUUGCUGGUGGUGUGCAACCGGCGCAGUCUGUCUUGUUGGCGAAGGCCGUCAACGCCAUCUCUAUCCCAGUAUCCGAGCCAGACAGGCUAAAGCAUGAGACGAGCUUCUGGGCGUCCAUGUUCCUGAUGACGGGGCUGAUUACCAUGUUCUUAUUCGGCUCGCAGGGGGCGUUGUUCGCAUUCAGCGCAGAGAAGCUCAUCCGGCGCGCUCGCAGCAGCACAUUCAGGGUCCUCCUAGGGCAGGACAUCUCGUUCUUCGACGAGGAAGACAACACCCCGGGCACGCUGACGUCUAUCCUGGCGACAGACGUCAAGAACCUGGCUGGAAUCAGCGGCGCGACGCUGGGGACGCUUCUGAUCGUGAGCGUCAACCUAUUCGGCUCUCUAACGGUCGCACUGGCACUGGGCUGGAAACUCGCCCUCGUCUGCUCGUCCGCCGUCCCCUUACUACUCCUCAGCGGCUUCCUACGGACCUGGAUCCUAAGUCGCUUCCAGGCGCGCGGACGCACCGUGUAUCAGAAAUCCGCGAGCGAAGUCAGCGAGGCCGUAACGGCCAUCCGGACCGUCGUCUCGCUGACAAUGGAGCAAGUCAUUCUGAACUCCUAUCGCUCGCAAUUAAAGCAGCAGGUCCGGUCGGACAUCCCUUCCAUCCUGCGCUCGGCGUUCCUCUACGCCAGCUCCGAGGCGCUGCAGUUCUUCUGCAUGGCCCUCGGGUUCUGGUACGGCGGCAUGCUUCUCGGCCACCAUGAGUACUCCAUCUUCAAGUUCUACGUCUGCUUCAGCGAGGUGAUCUUCGGCGCUCAGGCGGCUGGCAGCGUCUUCUCGUACGCGCCCGGAAUGUCCAAAGCAACGCACGCGGCAGGGGAGCUGAAGAAACUAUACACCCGCAAGCCGCGCAUCCACGGUCGCACGGGCGGAGAAGUCCUCGCCCCUAGCUCCUUACAAGGCAGCAUCGAGUUCCGCAACGUGUACUUCCGGUAUCCGACACGCAUCCAGACGCCGGUGCUGCAGGGGCUCAACUUCAGCGUGCAGCCGGGCCAGUUCGUGGCGUUUGUGGGCGCCAGCGGGUGCGGCAAGAGCACGACGAUUGCGCUGCUGGAGCGCUUCUACAACCCGCUGGCUGGGGCGAUCUGCGUGGAUGGCAGGGACAUUAGCGGGCUGGAGCUCCAGUCGUACCGGCGGCAAUUGGCGUUUGUUGGGCAGGAGCCGGCGCUGUUCCAGGGGACUAUCAAGGAGAAUAUCUUUCUGGGGAUGGAUGCGGAGGAGGUCAGCGAUGGAGCCCUGAUUGCUGCUUGCAGGGACGCGAAUAUCUACGAUUUCGUCAUUUCUCUCCCACAAGGCUUCAACACGGAAGUCGGCAGCAAAGGGGGCAUGCUCUCAGGAGGCCAGAAACAGCGCAUCGCAAUCGCACGGGCGCUGUUGCGCAACCCCCGGGUCCUCUUACUGGACGAAGCGACAUCGGCGCUGGACUCGGAGUCUGAGAGCAUCGUGCAGGCAGCGCUGGAUACAGCAGCGCGGGGCCGAACAACGCUGGCGGUGGCCCACCGGCUCAGUACGAUCCAGCGGGCGGACGUGAUCUACGUGCUGGCCAACGGCCGCAUUGCAGAAUCAGGGACGCAUGGCGAGCUGCUGCGACGGCGGGGGCAUUACUAUGACCUUGUUAAUUUGCAGAGUCUGGCUUAG